Chaetura pelagica (chimney swift) is the source of this 471-nucleotide messenger RNA. It is a transcript of the gene SELENOS, whose product is annotated as VCP-interacting membrane protein. The annotation marks the transcript as partial. Gene Ontology annotation, biological process: endoplasmic reticulum unfolded protein response; retrograde protein transport, ER to cytosol. Lineage: Eukaryota; Metazoa; Chordata; Aves; Apodiformes; Apodidae. The record is from RefSeq and is a predicted model, not a curated record. Gene Ontology annotation, cellular component: endoplasmic reticulum membrane; Derlin-1 retrotranslocation complex; Derlin-1-VIMP complex. The transcript is spliced from 5 exons.
UACGGCUGGUAUCUCCGCGUGGCCGCUGUCGUCAUCUAUCUGCUGAUCCAGAAGAUCUCGCAGAGCCUGGCGGCCCGGCCGAGCGCCCAGCCCGGAGCAGCUGACGCGGCUGUGGAACCUGAAUUGGUGGUAAGAAGGCAGGAAGCCCUGGCAGCAGCUCGCCUCAGGAUGCAGGAGGAGCUGAAUGCACAAGCAGAAAGAUACAAAGAAAAACAAAGACAGCUUGAAGAAGAGAAGCGAAGGCAGAAGAUAGCAAUGUGGGAAAGCAUGCAGGAAGGAAAAAGCUAUAAAGGAAACCUGAAGCUGAAUCAGCAAGAAGUAGAGUCUGGUGCCUCCACCUCAUCAGCACUUCCCAAAUCCAAACCAAACAAAAAGCCCUUGCGAGGAGGUGGCUAUAACCCCCUGUCUGGAGAAGGAGGUGGAACUUGUUCCUGGAGACCAGGCCGGAGAGGCCCGUCAGCAGGUGGAUGA